Molecule: messenger RNA, 1635 nt
Organism: Malassezia restricta
Lineage: Eukaryota; Fungi; Basidiomycota; Malasseziomycetes; Malasseziales; Malasseziaceae
Product: importin subunit alpha
Exons: 1
Coding region: 1-1635 (544 amino acids)
Biological process (GO): NLS-bearing protein import into nucleus
Cellular component (GO): nucleoplasm; cytoplasm; nucleus
Molecular function (GO): nuclear import signal receptor activity; protein binding
Source: RefSeq, a predicted model, not a curated record
AUGUCGGCGUUCCGUGACUCGAGUAGGCGUCAGGACACGUACAAGGCCAAGGGUGCCUUUAAGCAGGAUGAGCUGCGUCGUCGCCGUGAGGAGGCGCAAGUUGAGAUUCGGCGUCAGAAGCGUGAAGAGAGCAUGGCCAAGCGGCGCAACCUAAACAUGCACCAGAUCUCCGAUGCUCCUGACUCGGAAGAGGAAGAAGAAGUGAUGGACGAUUUGGAUAUGAAGAUCACUUCUGAAUUGCCUGCUAUGGUACAGGGUGUACAAAGUGACAACCUGGACCAGCAGCUCGAGGCCACUACCAAGUUCCGGAAGCUCCUUUCGAAGGAGAAGAAUCCCCCCAUCGAUCGCGUUAUUGCUUGCGGCGUGGUACCGCGCUUUGUCGAAUUCUUGCGCAGUCCUCACAGCAUGAUCCAAUUUGAGGCUGCUUGGGCUCUUACCAACAUUGCUUCUGGUACCUCGGAGCACACGCAGGUGGUCAUCAACUGCGGCGCCGUGCCUAUUUUCAUUGACCUCCUUCUUUCGCCAGUGCUGGAUGUACGUGAGCAGGCCGUGUGGGCCUUGGGUAACAUUGCCGGUGACUCGACCAAGUGCCGUGACUUUGUCUUGCAGCAUGGCGGUAUGCAGGCUCUCUUGCAGCUGCUUAGUGAAGACCACAAGGUGAGCAUGCUGCGGAAUGCGACGUGGACGCUGAGCAACUUUUGCCGUGGUAAGAACCCACAGCCAGCUUGGGAGUACGUCGCCCCAGCUCUCCCAACUCUCACCAAGCUUGUAUACGCCAUGGAUGACGAAAUUCUCAUCGAUGCGUGCUGGGCGAUAUCGUACCUGUCGGAUGGUGCGAAUGAAAAAAUUCAGGCCGUGAUUGAGUCGGGUGUGUGCCGCCGACUGGUGGAUUUGCUGAUGCAUCCAUCAGCUGCCGUUCAGACACCUGCCCUUCGCUCGGUCGGCAACAUCGUUACGGGUGACGACAUGCAGACGCAAGUGAUCAUCGCCAGCGGAGCCUUGACGCCCCUUCUCGCUCUUCUAUCUUCGCCCAAGGAUGGUAUUAAGAAGGAAGCUUGCUGGACGAUUAGUAACAUUACGGCCGGCUCGCCCAGUCAGGUGCAGGCCGUGAUUGAUGCGAAUAUCAUUCCUCCUCUUGUCCACAUCCUGAGCCACGCCGACUUCAAGACAAAGAAAGAAGCUUGCUGGGCUAUCAGUAAUGCCACGAGUGGUGGACUGCAGCAACCCCAGCAGGUGCGUUACCUUGUGUCGCAAGGAUGCAUCAAGCCGCUGUGCGACUUGCUCAAGUGCAUGGACAACAAGAUUAUUCAAGUGGCCUUGGAUGGUCUGGAGAAUAUCUUAAAGAUCGGCGAACAGGACAAGGAGGCGCUGGGUCCUGGUGCUACGAACCAGUAUGCGAUGUACAUUGAGGAGUGUGGUGGUAUGGUGGCUAUUCAUGCCCUGCAGAACCACGAGAACUUUGACAUUUACAAGAAGUGCUUCUAUAUUAUGGACAAGUACUUCCCUGAUGAUGAAGAGGACCAGGACACAGGCAUUGAAGCACCGCAAGUGAAUGAUACAGGAGCAUUUGCGUUCCCAUCAUCGGUUGCUGCGCCCCAGACUGGAUUUCAGUUUGGCCCGGCACAAAACAUGUAA